This is a messenger RNA of Schizosaccharomyces octosporus yFS286, 797 nucleotides long. RefSeq names its product sorting nexin Snx3. The transcript is spliced from 4 exons. The coding region runs from base 266 to 697 and encodes 143 amino acids. NCBI's taxonomy places the organism in Eukaryota, Fungi, Ascomycota, Schizosaccharomycetes, Schizosaccharomycetales, Schizosaccharomycetaceae. Gene Ontology annotation, cellular component: retromer complex; early endosome membrane. Gene Ontology annotation, biological process: endocytic recycling; late endosome to Golgi transport. The record is from RefSeq and is a predicted model, not a curated record. Gene Ontology annotation, molecular function: phosphatidylinositol-3-phosphate binding.
CGAAUAUUUUGAGAUGGAGCAACAGAACAGCUUGUCCUAAAUAGCAAUUACACAUGUCUCUUUUGUUUCAAAUUUUUAUGUAAUUUCUGUUCAGAAUAGAAGGAAGAUAAGGGGUUUAGGAAUUGGCUUUGUUUGUUAUUUCUUUGCCCAAGCAACAGUUGCCUUCUCCUAAACUCUACAGAGGUUUUAUAAUCUGAAUUCAAGCAUCGAAACACAUUCCUAUUGCUAUAUUCAGGUAUUACAUUUGUAAAAUAAGAAUUUGUAAAUGGAUAAGCUGCGUAGACCUGAAAUUCGUCAACAGACGACCCAGCAGAUGUAUGGUGUUCCGGAAAACAUUUUGGAGAUUGAAGUUGUAAACCCUCAAAACCAUGGUAUUGGAAGAGGCAUGUUUACUACCUUUGAAAUUCAGUGUCGGACAAAUAUGCCGUACUUUCGCUUGAGAUAUUCCAGUGUUCGUCGUCGUUAUAGUGAAUUUGAAAAGUUUCGCGACAUGCUAGAACAUGAGAUUGGACGUGUGUCCAUACCUCCCUUGCCAGGAAAAGUCUUUACAAAUCGCUUCCGUGAAGAUGUAAUAGAGGAACGCAGACAGGGCCUCGAGAUAUUUUUAAGAGCUGUCGCUGGUCAUCCACUUAUUCAAACACAUUCUCGUAUACUUUCUUCAUUCCUUCAGAACCAAGAAUUUCAUCCUGCCAUUUAGUCUGCUCAAGAACCUGUUCCCCGGACUUUCCUUGCUACAAGUACGAUAAACCACAUAUUCAUAAAGCGAAUCUCAUUACUUAAAAUUUGCUGAAAUUAUU